AUGUCGUUCAAGUCAUGGCAGUGUGGAGGCAGUGUGGAGGUGGCGCCCUGCAGUCGUGUUGGUCACAUCUUCCGUAAGCGUCACCCCUACUCCUUUCCUGAGGGCAAUGCAAACACAUAUCUCAGGAACUCCCGGCGUGUGGCGGAGGUGUGGCUAGACGAGUUCAUUCACUUCUUUUACGAGACAAGACCCAGCGCCCUCCAGCGACCAUACGGCGACGUGACAGACAGGAAGGAGUUGAGGACAAGACUGGGGUGUCGUGGGUUCGGUUGGUACCUGAAGACAGUCUACCCGGAGUUGGCCACCCCUUCAAGACACGAGUUGGCGUACGGUCAGCUGAGACAACUCAACCUAUGCUUACAGGGGCCUGACCCACCCGCUGAUAAGAAACAGCAGAAGGCAGAAGAGUCAUCAGAACAGCUGGUGGAGGUGACCUCAUGUAUCGGGGAGCGGACCACGCAGGAGUGGACGCUGACACAGGACCAGGGCUGUAGCUCAGGGCAGCCGCUGUCUGGCCAUCGUCUCCCCCAGGGACGCCAGGGUCCACAUCCAGCAGUGUGUGGCCGGCCCCAAGCAGGGUCAGGGCAGGGCACCUUACAGAAGACGAAGGAGAAAGGUUGCCGAGGAAAAAACUUGAAGGCCAAAUUGGGGCAAGGCGAUGAUUGGGUCAAGCGGUUCAGGUGGCUUUCUAGCAGCUCUCAGUUCUGCAGAAUUUGGGUCGCUCAUCCUUGGCUUGAAAGGAACCAACUUCACAACCUGAGACUUUUUGUCCAAUUCAUCGUGGUGUCUACUUACCCAGUGGUUCCAACACCAAAGGGUCAAGGCUCUGAAGUCCAAUCUAAGGUGCAAGACCUCACUGAUCUCAUAGAUCGGAUAAUAUCAGGCGGCAGUGAGCCCCCUCUCUUACCUGCCAGCUCGCCCAAUGUUCAAAGGCUGCGCCAGGCCGCUGAGUUACAACACGGUGCCUCAGGUCUGUGUCUCGAUUCCGCCAGCGACUACGGUGCUCUCGCUCAGCCUUGCCACAACAACCUUCUCUCACAGCAAUGGGACUUCUCCGUCGAGCUACAGGCCCUCACCACCCUGUAG
Messenger RNA from Homarus americanus (American lobster), 1086 nucleotides. RefSeq lists its product as uncharacterized. NCBI's taxonomy places the organism in Eukaryota, Metazoa, Arthropoda, Malacostraca, Decapoda, Nephropidae. The transcript has 8 exons. Gene Ontology annotation, cellular component: Golgi apparatus. The record is from RefSeq and is a predicted model, not a curated record. The coding region runs from base 1 to 1086 and encodes 361 amino acids.